UCCCUUCACACACAGAACAUUGCUGCCGAGCUCCAGUCAGCGGAUUCUAAAGCGCCACCUGACGGAACCGCCCUCACCAGUGCCAACUCGCUGCUAUGUGUAAAGGACUUGCAUCCCUGUCGACCUGCUGCUUGGAGAGGUACAGGAAGAUCCACGCCUACAUGGCUGAUGUCUGGGGAUUUGGAUUACAAGACAUGGAAGAGGGCACCGCCACCUUAUCUUUGUGCGUGUGUGUGGCCAAGGAGCUGAAAGCGAGGCUGGGGAGCAUCCUGCAAAAGCCCAACUGGAAUCUACCCAGCUGCAAAAUAGGGAAACAUAGACCAACUCUGGAGGAAUGUCUGAGGUGGAAGGAGUCCUUUGAAAAGCUCCUCUCCAGCAAAUAUGGACUGUGUGCCUUCACAGCCUUCCUGGUGUCUGAGUUCAGCGAGGAGAACAUUGCGUUCUAUUUCGCUUGCGAGGAUUACAGGAACACCAAGUCGCUGGCUAAACUACCUGCCAAAGCGCAGAAGAUCUAUGAUGAAUUCAUUGGCAGCGAGGCUCCCCGGGAGAUCAACAUUGACCACGAAACGCGUGACAUCACCAAAGCCAACAUGCUGGCGCCGUCCCCCGCGUCCUUCGACUUGGCCCAGCACAAGAUUUACAUGCUCAUGGCCAAGGACUGCUACCCCCGCUUCCUGCGCUCCCCGGCCUACCAGGACCUUGUGAGCCAGGCCAAGCCGGGCUCCAAGAUCACCAGGCAGCCGUGGCCCGAGAAGAAGGUGUGAGCGGUCCCCGUGAGCCCUCGGAGGAAUGUUAGCGAUCGCCUUAAGGGUGGAGAAGGCGAGAGAGGCUGGACGUGACGAAGCUGGACCUGCAGCGGACGCAGAGAACGUGAUGAGCCUGCAGACGGGUGGGAGAGAGCUGCAGACGCAGUCUCACCCAGGAAAAACGAAAGAACUGUGAUGGAGGAUGAGGCCUUGAAGUGGACUUUGAAUGAAACGUAGGCAGCAAUGUCCAAAAAAUGAAAGCGCAACAGACUGACAAUCAGAGAAAUGAGGAGAAGCACUUUCUGUUGCCAUUAGGCAAAACUUUUGUGGUUGUGAUGUGCAACGUCGAUCCGUGUAUUUUGUACACUGUUUGUGAACAUGCAUGUUCUUUAUACAUUUGUAUUUAUUUGUAUUUAUUUGCCAUUAAUAUAUUUGUCCAAUUUUUACCAAAAUGAAAAUAUGUGCAAUUUAAUUUAUCAUAUUAUAAUAUUUAUAUCACUGAUGUCUUUUUUUAUAUAUAAAAGAAAUAAACUAAGUUAUUUGAAAAAAAUGAAA
Betta splendens (Siamese fighting fish) is the source of this 1301-nucleotide messenger RNA. RefSeq names its product regulator of G-protein signaling 5-like. The coding region runs from base 96 to 764 and encodes 222 amino acids. The transcript has 5 exons. Lineage: Eukaryota; Metazoa; Chordata; Actinopteri; Anabantiformes; Osphronemidae. The record is from RefSeq and is a predicted model, not a curated record.